GGGUUGGGCGUGACCGCCAUCGCCUAUUUGUGGUGGAGGAAGAACCGUUGGCAGCUGCGUCAGGUAGGCACGGUGUCGCAGCUCCUCAUAUACCCCAUUAAGUCAUGCCGCCCCGUCUCCGUUGAAGAGGCUGAAUGUCUAGAACUUGGCUUGAGGAACGGAGAGCUUGACGAUCGGCACUGGCUGGUGGUGGCCGAAGACGGUCACAUGGUGACGGGCAGGCAGGAGCCACAAAUCGUCCUGAUCGACGUGAACAGGCAUGGCGGCUCUCUUUGUCUUGAGGCUCCGGGAAUGGAGAAGAUAUCUGUGUCCUUUUCUCUGCCGAAGACCAACAAGGUGUUGGACUGUCGGGUCUUCGGGACGGACAUCCAAGGCCGUGACUGCGGAGACGAGGUGUCUCGGUGGCUGACCUCCUAUUUUCAGAGCAGCCAGCCGUACCGCUUGGUGCACUUUGAGCCUGGGGUGAUGAAACCA
Messenger RNA from Nanorana parkeri, 474 nucleotides. RefSeq names its product mitochondrial amidoxime-reducing component 1-like. The annotation marks the transcript as partial. NCBI's taxonomy places the organism in Eukaryota, Metazoa, Chordata, Amphibia, Anura, Dicroglossidae. The record is from RefSeq and is a predicted model, not a curated record. The transcript has a single exon.